This is a messenger RNA of Dermacentor silvarum, 708 nucleotides long. RefSeq lists its product as uncharacterized. The record is from RefSeq and is a predicted model, not a curated record. Lineage: Eukaryota; Metazoa; Arthropoda; Arachnida; Ixodida; Ixodidae. The transcript is spliced from 3 exons. The coding region runs from base 51 to 659 and encodes 202 amino acids.
AAGCAGCACCGCAGCCCGACAAGUGAAACUCGGCAUUUGGCAUAGGCAGCAUGGUGGUGCAUCAGACGGGCCUGGUGCUUUGGCGGACCCUAUACGUGCAGGCGCUGCGUCGCCACUGGCUUGCCACGCUGCUCGAGCUGCUGCUCGUGACGCUGUGCUUCAUCCAGCUGCGGGACCACACGCGCCCCAAGGCCGCAAACGAUGGUCGGCCUGGUUUCAAUCCACCGGUCGCGUACGCGCCCCGACCACUGGCAGAGAUUGUGGCCGAAGGCGCGCCCAUCGGCGGCCCUACCGUCUGCUACGGGCCCAGCACCGAGUUUGCGGAGCGGCUCAUGGACGCCGCCUACCCGAGGCGAGAGCAAGGCGCUCUAGAGAAAGAUUCUGAUGGCGGCGGGAUCUGGACCGAGGCUCCUUUCGACCACGUGGCCGUCAAUUCAGGUGCAGAUGUGCCUGCCGUGUGCGAAGACAUAAGCCGCAAGAAACCGGCGCACACUGUGCCGUGCGUGCGUUUUUAUGGGGACCAGGGUGUGCUGAACUACAGCGUUUACGUAUACACGGACGACCAUAUCACUGCCGAAGAGCUCGCCUUCCGGGUACCUCAGGUCUUCAAACCACCAGGGGAGCCCAGCAAGCUUCUCAGUGCGUACACUUAUGGCUGAUACGCGAUUUUCGCUGUCUCGAACGACGGAUGUUUUGUGUGCUCUAGGU